AAGGAAAAACUGUCGUAUAUUUCUAUCAAUGGCAAGAUUUUUUUCUAUAACUUCUCACCCAUCUCUAAAUUAUUCAUAUUAUUUGCAAACCAACUUUCCAUUGCUCAUUUUUAAUAGUGAAUCGUAUUGCAGUUGCCUUUUUCUGAGCUGAAGGAUCAAUCACGCGCAUAAAAAUAUACAGAGAUGAGAGAUACUCCAAGAGCAUUAUCUAGAGGUGCUUUACAAAUUCGACUGAUCCUGGUUUAGAGAUAAAUAUGACAGAGGACAUAAGUAAGGGUUCGCAAAGUGGUGAAAGAAGCUUCAAAAGUCAUCAAUUAAAUGGCUUGCCUGAUCAGGUCUCUAGUCCAGUCAGAAGAGAAGUAGUCAGUAGAUCGGCUCUUGUAAUGAGCACUCCAAACAAUUAUGAUGAGAUUGAUGUGGAGAGUGGAAAAUGUGAGGAGGGUAGAGAAAAACCAGUGCAUAGUAGUAAAAGAGUACUUAGAAUACACAACCAGGCCUUGUUGGCUGGCCUUGCAUAUUGUUUUUCUUCCUGUAGCAUGAUAUUGGUUAACAAGUACGUCCUCUCCAGUUAUAACUUCAAUGCCGGAAUAUCUUUGAUGCUAUUCCAGAAUUUUGUCUCAGUGAUUAUUGUUGUCACUUUGAGUUUCAUUGGCAUAAUUACCAUGGAACCGCUUACUUGGAGAUUAAUUAAGGUCUGGUUGCCUGUAAAUGUUAUAUUUGUUGGUAUGCUGAUCACUAGUAUGUUCAGUCUAAAGUACAUUAAUGUUGCCAUGGUUACUGUUCUGAAGAAUGUAACAAAUGUGAUGACUGCUAUUGGUGAAAUGUACUUAUUCAACAAGCAUCAUGACAAAAGAGUUUGGGCAGCUCUUUUCUUAAUGAUCAUUUCAGCAAUAUCUGGAGGAAUUACAGAUCUCUCUUUUCAUGCCACUGGAUACGCAUGGCAAUUGAUCAAUUGUUUUUUGACGGCGUCCUAUUCAUUGACUUUGCGUAGAGUCAUGGAUACUGCAAAGCAAGUCACUAAAUCUGGAGAUUUGAAUGAGUUCUCAAUGGUCCUGCUAAACAAUACCCUUUCAUUGCCCCUAGGAACAUUGCUUAUAUUUUUAUUCAAUGAGGUUGAUUAUCUUUCAAGAACACCACUUUUGAGACUGCCCGCCUUCUGGCUGGUCAUCACACUUAGUGGAUUCUUGGGUUUGGCAAUAAGCUUCACUUCCAUGUGGUUUCUUCAUCAAACUGGGGCUACUACAUACAGCCUUGUUGGUUCGCUGAACAAGAUACCUCUUUCUAUUGCCGGUAUCCUUCUUUUUCAUGUCCCCACGAGUUUGGAAAAUUCUGCAAGCAUAUUCUUCGGAUUGUUGGCUGGCGUGUUUUUUGCAAGAGCAAAAAUCCGAGAUAGAACUUGAUCUUGAAGAAGCUUAGAUUUACACUUUUGGUGAUUGCCUCUCUGAUAUAUAGGAUGAACAUUUUGUAUACUACUUUUCUGAGAAGAAAAAUCAUUUUAUUUCCUUCAUCUUCUAUGAUGUUAUAUACAAAUGGGAGAUGGUUACUGACUUGCUGUUUUCCCCUUAGCUGUUGCAGAAACUGUAAGAGAUUGAAAUACAAAAUCAUUGAUAGUCAUAGCACAAAUCAAGCUGAGGUCUAAUGUUCUCAUGAUUGUUUUGUAAUAAAAAAGGAUAUAUCGAUACAUAAGUUUUUGUUAGUAAAUGAGAUGAUAUCAUUUCGACUUUGAUGUCA
Olea europaea var. sylvestris is the source of this 1731-nucleotide messenger RNA. RefSeq names its product GDP-mannose transporter GONST1-like. Gene Ontology annotation, cellular component: Golgi apparatus. The record is from RefSeq and is a predicted model, not a curated record. The transcript is spliced from 10 exons. Gene Ontology annotation, molecular function: GDP-mannose transmembrane transporter activity; antiporter activity. Lineage: Eukaryota; Viridiplantae; Streptophyta; Magnoliopsida; Lamiales; Oleaceae. The coding region runs from base 255 to 1400 and encodes 381 amino acids.